This is a messenger RNA of Uloborus diversus, 6705 nucleotides long. RefSeq names its product DNA polymerase epsilon catalytic subunit A-like (gene DNApol-epsilon255). The coding region runs from base 1 to 6705 and encodes 2234 amino acids. The record is from RefSeq and is a predicted model, not a curated record. Gene Ontology annotation, molecular function: nucleotide binding; DNA-directed DNA polymerase activity; zinc ion binding. NCBI's taxonomy places the organism in Eukaryota, Metazoa, Arthropoda, Arachnida, Araneae, Uloboridae. Gene Ontology annotation, cellular component: nucleus; epsilon DNA polymerase complex. The transcript is spliced from 2 exons. Gene Ontology annotation, biological process: base-excision repair, gap-filling; DNA replication; leading strand elongation.
AUGGUGUUCAUGAACACUGGGAAAUAUAAAGCUGAUCCCUUGCGAGCUGAGAGUUCCGAUGCCUCUGGAGCAAAACAAGAAGAUACGAGUGAAAGACGAUUGAAACAAUCCCUUUUCAAUGACGAGAUCGAUGCGAAAUUUGGCUUUAAUCGCUACAAAGAGAGUGCCGAGCGGAAAGCUUGGCUAUUUAAUCUACAUACCACCGAAAUACUGGACGACGACAAAAGACUAGUAAGUGCUGUUGAUUUUUAUUUUGUUGAAGAUGACGGAAGCAGAUUUAAAGCAACGCUACCUUACAAACCUUACUUUUAUGUUUCUACUGUUAGAGGUGCUGAGCCCGAAGUAGCUUCAUAUUUGAGCAGAAAGUUUGGAGGCACUGUCAACAAAGUCGAAAUCAUAGAAAAAGAAGAUUUAAAUUUACCGAAUCAUCUAUCUGGUUUAAAAGGAAAAUUUCUGAAAUUGAGUUUUUCUACUGUGACUGAUUUAACCAAAGUUAAGAGAGAAAUUAUGCCCCAUGUUAAAAAAAACAAGGAGAGGCAAAAACUUAAAACCUCAUACAAUGAAGUUUUUAAUGAUGAUGCUGAUAUUUCUUCAAAAAAGUCGGAUCAAGUAGAUAGCAUCAUGGACAUCAAGGAGCAUGAUGUUCCUUAUCACAUGCGUGUUUCUAUUGAUUUAAAAAUUUUCGUUGGACAUUGGUAUUUUGUAAAAGGAAGAGGUAACAAUCCACCAGAAAUUGUUAAAUGCGAAGAACUUUUACAGCCCGUUGAUGUGCCCAUAUUAGCUUACGAUAUUGAAGUAACCAAAUUGCCCCUAAAAUUUCCUGAUCCUGCCACAGAUCAAAUUAUGAUGAUAUCAUACAUGAUAGAUGGUCAGGGAUUUCUCAUCACCAAUCGAGAAAUAGUAUCUGCUGAUGUAGAGGAUUUCGAGUACACGCCCAAACCAGAAUUUGAAGGAAAUUUUGUUAUUUUUAAUGAAGCUAAUGAAGAACAACUUAUUCAAAAAUUCUUUGAUCAUAUUCUGCAAGUAAAGCCUUUAGUAUUUGUAACUUAUAAUGGUGACAAUUUUGAUUUUAAGUAUGUUGAAGCUAGAGCUGCAGUUUAUGAACUUAACAUGCUGAAAGAAAUUGGAUUUUCUGUGAAUCGGGAGGGUUAUUAUUUAUGCCGACCUUGUGUUCAUCUUGAUUGCUUACAUUGGGUAAAAAGAGAUAGCUACUUACCUGUUGGUAGUCAAGGUCUCAAAGCAGUGGCUAAGGCUAAAUUACGUUACGAUCCUGUCGAGCUGGACCCUGAAGAAAUGUGUCGAAUGGCUUCCGAACAUCCUCAAGUCUUGGCCAGUUAUUCAGUAUCAGAUGCUGUUGCUACUUACUACUUAUACAUGAAAUAUGUUCAUCCUUUUAUAUUUGCUUUGUGCACAAUCAUUCCAAUGGAGCCAGAUGAGGUUUUGCGUAAAGGCUCUGGAACACUGUGUGAAGCUCUACUGAUGGUACAAGCAUAUCAUGCAAAUAUAAUCUUUCCCAACAAACAGGAAAGCAUUUUGAAUAAAUUAACUGAAGAUGGUCAUGUUUUAGAUCAAGAAACCUAUGUUGGUGCCCAUGUUGAAUCUUUAGAAUCUGGUGUUUUUAGAGCAAAUUUACCUUGCAGAUUUAGAUUAGUUCCAGAAGCGAUUCAGAAAUUAAUAAAAGAUGUUAAAAAGACCUUAAAACAUACAAUAGAAGUUGAAGAGAAUGUCCCAAUCGAUGAUGUCUUAAACUUGGAUGAAGUGGCUAAUGAAAUUGUAGAGAAGUUGAAAAAAUUGAGGGAUUGUCCAUCCAGAUUAGAAAAUCCGAUUAUAUAUCAUUUGGAUGUUGGUGCUAUGUAUCCUAAUAUCAUUUUAACUAAUAGACUACAACCUACUGCAAUGGUUGAUGAAUUAGCUUGUGCAGCUUGUAUAUUUAAUAAACCAGGGGCACGAUGCAGAAGGGUCAUGCCAUGGACUUGGCGUGGGGAAUGCAUGCCUGCUACUCGUGGAGAGUUUCAACGGAUUCAGCAACAGCUAGAAACAGAAAUGUUUCCAUCUUCUUUUCCCGGUGGAAAACCAGUCCCCUUUCAUGAACUUAGUAAGGAAGAUCAAGCUACAAUUGAAAAAAAGAGGCUAUCAGAGUAUUGCAGGAAGGCGUACAAAAAGACACAUGUUACUCGUAUUGAAGUUCGAAAUUCAACUAUCUGCCAACAAGAAAAUUCAUUUUAUGUGGAUACAGUGCGUGCUUUCCGGGAUCGUAGAUAUGAGUUCAAGGGUCUGUUGAAGGUCGCCAAGAAGAAGGUUGCGGAAGCCAUAGCCAUGGGUGAUGCCUCAGCUAUUAAAGCUUCUAAGACAAUGGAAAUUUUAUAUGACUCGUUGCAACUUGCUCAUAAAUGUAUAUUGAAUUCAUUUUAUGGCUAUGUGAUGAGAAGAGGCGCACGUUGGUACAGCAUGGAGAUGGCAGGAAUUGUGUGCCAUACUGGUGCCGAUAUCAUUACUAAAGCUAGAGAACUUGUCGAGCAAAUUGGAAGACCAUUAGAAUUGGACACUGACGGUAUUUGGUGUAUUUUGCCUUCUUCAUUUCCAGAAAAUUUUAACAUUAAGACUAAAAAUCCAAAAAAAGCUAAAUUACAGAUUUCAUAUCCUGGUGCCAUGUUAAAUGUGAUGGUCAAAGAUUACUACACUAAUGAUCAAUAUCAUGAAUUAGUGGAUCCUGAAAAUCAUAAGUAUGAAAUACGCAGUGAGAAUUCCAUUUUUUUCGAAGUUGAUGGUCCAUAUUUGGCUAUGGUUUUGCCAGCUUCGAAAGAGGAGGGAAAGAAGUUGAAAAAGAGGUAUGCCGUUUUCAAUUUCGAUGGAUCUUUAGCAGAGUUAAAAGGCUUUGAAGUAAAAAGAAGAGGAGAGUUGCAAUUGGUAAAAAUAUUCCAGUCUUCUGUUUUUGAAGCAUUUUUAAAAGGGAAUUCUCUUGAAGAAUGCUAUGCAGCUGUAGCCAAAGUUGCUGAUUAUUGGCUUGAUGUUCUAUUCUCAAAAGCUGUCAGCAUGCCUGAUCAAGAACUUUUUGACUUGAUAUCUGAAAAUCGUAGUAUGUCUCGUAAACUUGAAGAUUAUGGAGCUCAAAAAUCAACAUCUAUCAGUACAGCUAAAAGACUGGCAGAAUUUCUUGGUGAUCAAAUGGUGAAAGAUGCAGGCCUUAGUUGCCGAUUUAUUAUAUCAAAAAAGCCAGAAGGGUCUCCUGUUACUGAAAGAGCAAUACCUUUGGCCAUAUUUCAAGCUGAACCCAGUGUUAAGAAACAUUAUUUAAGGCGAUGGCUGAAAUCCCCAGGCCUAACAGAUUUUGAUAUACGUACAAUUUUAGAUUGGGAGUAUUAUAUAGAACGUUUCAGCAGUACUAUUCAGAAGAUCAUUACCAUUCCUGCUGCAUUGCAGCAUGUGCCUAAUCCCGUACCUCGCGUUGCUCAUCCAGAUUGGUUACAUAAAAGAUUACUAGAAAAAAAUGACAUUUUGAAGCAGAAAAAAAUUACCGAGAUAUUUUUCCGGAAGGAAGAAAAUUCUGAGCAAGCUGAUAGUGAAGAAGUAAUGGAUAUAGAAGAUCAGAUUGCUGGUCCUAGCACUGAAGUUCAAGUUCCAGUGUGUACGAAACGAAAAGCAUCAGAAUCUCCCAAUCAACAUUCAUCUAAGAAACAAAAUACAUCCAAAGAUAUUGAUUAUUCAAAAACUUGGUUAGAGCAUCUAGGGCCUCCUCCUCCUAUAGGAAAGUCAAGGGAUGAAUUAGUUCACUGGUUAAAAUAUCAGAAAAAAAAAUGGCGAUAUCAAAUUGAUCAAAGAAAAUCUUCAGAUUUAGAUAAAUUUGGAAAACAACAGGCUUCUAAAUCUUUCACAAAUGCAAAUAGAAAUGUUUCGGGCAUUGGACAGUUUCUUAGAAAAGCAAAGAAAACUCUUUUAGAUAGCCCAUGGCAAAUUAUUCAGAUUGCUCCUACUGGGCAGUUAGGCCUUUAUAAACUUUGGGUUUUAGUCGAUAAUGAUUUACAUUGCAUUAAAUUAAAUAUUCCAAGAAUAUUUUACGUUAAUCAGCAUAUACCAAAAACUGGAGAAAGUAAUUUAUGGAGAAAAGUUAGUAGAAUUUUGCCUCGUUCUCACCCAGUAUACAACUUAUAUGAAUAUACUGUUGAAGAAGAGAUUUAUCAGCAACACUGUAAUGAUCUUUUAGCUGAGCUGUCCUUGCCACAUGUUGAAGGAGUUUAUGAAACGCAAGUUCCCCUAAUUUUUCGAGCAAUGGUGGAACUUGGUUGCGUUUGUGCUGUUGGUAGAAAACAUAUUCGUCAUUAUACUUCUUCUGAUAAUGAUGCAUAUAAUCUCUGUCAUUUGGAAUUUCGAAAUUUGUCUCAACAUGACUACAUAAAGCCUGGAGUGUUGAAAUUAUUAUAUUUCUAUCAUCACUCAUGUGGGCAAAAAGCCAUGUUUGGUUUAUUCUUCCCGCCAUCUAAGAAAGCUGUGAUAUAUGUUCUCGAUACUGUAAGAACAAACCAGAUGCCAAACCUGACCAAUAUUUUUUCUGCUGAGCGUAAUGCAAAAAUCAAUGAAGGUUCCGAUGCAUCAAUGUUGCCCGAAGUAGAUUAUACGUUUGAAGUACAUGUGGAGAAAGAUGUUCGCUUGGUUUAUAAAGGUUUGCAAAAACAUCUUAUGAUGUACAAAGAUGAAAAAAGAGGACCAAGUGCUGUUGUCCUUCAGUCUACAUUUUCUGCUGAUGAUAUUUGUACUUUGAUGCCUACUUUUGCUGAAUUUCCCGUUAUUCCUGUACAUGUUCAUGAUAGUGACACUUUAUACCAAGUUAUGGAUUGGCAACGAGUUGGUUCAAAAGCAAUGAUAAAGCAAUUUAUGAAUGUUGAGCUAUCAAUUUCUUAUCUUCUCGAGCAAUGUCGCUAUUUUCAUAUUCCGGUAGGAAAUUUACCUCAAGACGCUUCUUUAUUUGGAAGUGAUAUUUUCUUUGCUCGGCAUCUGCAAAGGCAAAAUUUCCUUUUGUGGUGCUCUCCUACUGGCCGACCUGAUCUUGGGGGCAAAGAAGCUGAUGAUAAUCGAUUGUUGGCGGAAACAGAACAAGUCGUUCCAGAAAUUAAUAACCCUGAUGCAUAUUCUUCUGUAAGUGUUGAAAUACUUGUUGAAGGAAUGCCUGUGAUAACUGUUUUGCAAGCUCAUAAUUUAAUGGAAAUGGAAGGUACUAGUUCCAGCAUAGCAUUCGACUCUGGUCCAAGUUCAUCAUUAGUAGAUUUGAUGUCAAAUGGAGGACCAACUUCUAAUUUGGGUGUUUAUGAUGAAAGUGCUUUAUGUGCUGGUGCAUUUAGAGUUCUUCGUGCCAUGGUCUCUGGCUGGGUACGUGAUGUCCUUCAGUAUGGCAAUGUCUUUGCUGACAAUCAAAUAGCCAAUUUUUAUCGUUGGCUUAGGUCGCCACAGUCUUUGCUGUAUGAACCUGCUAUCAAACAGAUUUUGAACAAUCUGAUGAAGAAAAUGUUUAGUCAACUUAUUUUUGAAUAUCAAAAGCUUGGUGCAAUUAUUGUCAGUGCUACAUAUUUGCGUGUAGUAUUGUGUACUAAGCGAAAAAAAGUUCCAGAUGCUAUGGCUUAUUCACGUUACGUCAAUGAAUGUAUAAGGAAUAAGGAAGUUUUCCAUGGAUUGCAGUUUCAGGUAGAAGCCAUUUGGGAAUAUUUGUUGUGGUCUGAUCCUGCAAAUUAUGGAGGAAUUAAAUUGAAAAAUGCAAAUAAUGAAAAUGAUUCCAAUGAAGCUAGUGAUGAUAUUGAUGACAAACAUACUUUAACUCUGUGCUUCAAUAUUGCUAAGUUUUUGCCUCAAGCUGCAGCAAUUGAUGAAAAUUUUUAUAAUGUUAUUGCAGAAUAUAUUCAGGAAGCUUAUCUUUAUUACCAAGGACAGGAUAAAUCCAUUCUUCCAGAUAGUCAAGCACCUUUACCCGAGGAAGAAGAAGAAUCCCCUACUGAACUCGCGAAAUAUGUCAGGAGUAAUCUUGCUCAUAAAUUGUAUAUUUUAGUUGAAAAAAUCAAGAAGAAGUUACCAUCUAACAUAGGUCCUAAUGGCCAAGACAUUUUCCCUGCCCUUCCGGGUUCUCAUCUUAAAUUUACUAACCCAGCAUUGGAAUUUACGAAAGCAAUCUGCAAAGUAUUGUCUCUGGACAGUCAGUUAAAAAGUGUGAUUAUGAAGGUUCGACAUGAUUUGUUGAGAAUUGUAGGUAUGAAAGAAUUUAGUGAUGAAGCAGAAUGGAAAGACCCAUGCCUGUCUUUUGUGCUGACAGAGCUCAUUUGCAAAUCUUGUUUAACUUCGAAUAAUAUCGACAUUUGCCGAGAGCAUUAUGCAAUAGACGAAAGUAGUGGCUUACCCGUCUGCAUAUGCAGCCUAUGUAAAAAGCCUUAUGACACAAAAGAGAUAGAGGCAAGGAUGAUUGAGUGCCUUCACCAAGUUUCAAUGGCACAUGUUUUGCAAGACUUGGUUUGCAAAAAGUGCAAAAUGGUUAAAGACAGAAACAUGACUAAAUUCUGCUCGUGUGCUGGUGAAUUUAAUACUUUAUUGCCUCUGGAGGAUCUAAAUCAAAGAUGUAGAACCUUUCUUAAUAUAGCUGAGCACUUCAAUAUGGGAAAACUAAAAGAAACUGUGUCUUGGAUCAUUAAAAUGAAUUCCCAGCAAAAACAUAUUUGUGUCCGUUCAUAA